Messenger RNA from Daucus carota subsp. sativus, 936 nucleotides. RefSeq lists its product as uncharacterized. The coding region runs from base 130 to 858 and encodes 242 amino acids. The transcript is spliced from 7 exons. The record is from RefSeq and is a predicted model, not a curated record. Lineage: Eukaryota; Viridiplantae; Streptophyta; Magnoliopsida; Apiales; Apiaceae.
CUCUUGAGCACGUUUUAUUAAACUUGUGUUGAAAUUUGCUUCAAAAUAUUACAGAGUUGACUUUCGAUGGCUCGAACUCGAACGUGAAGCAUUCAAUCUAGUAGGGUAUAUCGUAUGAAAUGAUUGAAUAUGUACUACAUUCUAGAUACGAUGAGUAGUCAAGUUGUGAUCCAAGAGAAGAGAAAACUUAAGUUGUUGUGUCUUCAUGGAUACAGAACAAGUGGUCUCAUACUCGAAACUCAGCUUCAAAAAUGGCCUCAGUUUGUUCUUGAUCAACUUGAUCUGGUUUUCCCAGAUGCGCCUUUUAGGUCUACUGGAAGAUCGCAGGUUGAGGGGUUCUUUGAUCCUCCUUAUUACGAGUGGUUCCAAUCUUCGAACCAGGAAUUUACAGAGUACAUUGAUUUUGAUAAGCCUAUGGAGUAUGUUGAAGAGUGUAUAACUAAGCAUGGACCUAUUGAUGGUCUUCUUGGAUUUUCGCAGGGAUCCAUGUUGGCAGCUGCAUUGGCUGGACUGCAGGCCAAGGGUUUGGCUCUAACUAAAGUGCCAACUCUGAAGUUCUUGAUCAUAAUUAGUGGUGCUAGAUUACUGAAUGAAUCUUGGGCUGAGAAGGCAUUCUCAAACGCAAUCUGUUGCCCGUCUCUGCAUUUCUUAGGCGAGACGGAUUUCCUGAAACCAUACGGGACCGUACUCCUGGAAUCAUUCGUGGAUCCUGUAGUGAUUCAUCAUGGUGAGGGGCACACUAUACCAAGACUAGAUGAAAAGGGUUCGGAGUUGGUGCUGAGCUUCCUGGAAAAGAUACAGAAGGAAGUUGACAACCAGGAUGAACAACAAAGAAGUUUUAGAAGAAGCUCGUUAUGAAAUUGAAAAUUGUAAAUACGUAGUUAAGUUUGAUAUUAAAGUUUUUUUUCAGUUAAAUGAAUAUAUAUUUUUUCAGAA